AUGCCCGCCUCGUCUAGUGCUGGUCUUCGAAAGCGAUCCAACAAGCAAGAUACAGCAACACCUACAAAAGGCUCAGCGGAGAAGGCAGCAAAGUGGAAGCAACUACCAUCUCAAGCCAACAAGAGGUCGACGUGGCGAAUGCUCUCCUGGACCUGCUCGGCGGCUCUCUUCCUCCUGGCCUACCUCACCUACCAGAACAACGGAGAAUUGCCAAGAUAUCUGCUUGAGCGCACCUCGAUCCGACCGCAAUCAUCGUCUCGAUAUCAGCAUCAGCAUCCUUUAGAUCAAGAAAAGGCUCCAACAGACAGUCGGGGCAGUCAAGCAGAGACUCUCUUCCCUCGCACCAAACGAGCUCCUUCUCUUCCCUAUGCACUACCACCAACACGAGCGCUGCCCGAGCAUCCAGUUGACAAAGCCGACCUGAAGAGGCAAGCCGCCAUUCUGGAGGCAUUCAACCAUUCCUGGUCAGCAUACAAGCGCGAUGCAUGGGGCUACGACGAGUAUCAUCCCAUCAGCCAACACGGUUCUAAUCUCAAUGGCAAGCAUGGCCAAGGUAUCGGCUACACUAUCGUCGACGCGCUCGAUACACUCAUCCUUUUCGGCCUGAAGCAAGACUACGAGCAGGCCAGAGACUGGGUCAGAGAGGUGCUCGACUGGCAUGUUCCCGGACGAAUGAACGUGUUUGAGACCACCAUCAGAACGCUCGGCGGUUUGCUCUCAGCUGCCGCACUGAUCCGCGAUCCUCCUCAUGCCGCAUUUGAGGCCAACGAACAAGAUGCGGAGAUGUUCAUCGCUCGUGCAGUCGAGCUUGCUGAGCGUCUGAAGCCAGCUUUCGAUACACCCUCCGGUGUUCCGCUGCGUGAAGUGGACCUAGAGACAGGCCAAGCCUUUGCGGAUCUGAACAACAACAACUCGUCCAGUCUAGCAGAAGCAACGACAAUCCAACUCGAGUUCAAGUAUCUUGCACAUCUCACGCGCAAUCCCGAGUACUGGCGAAUCGCUGAACGACCGAUGCAAGUCGUACGGGAAGCCAGUGCUAGACUGCAACACCUCCAAGGAUUGCUGCCUAUCUUUUUGAACCCGAUCAACGGGCAUUUUUACAACGGAGAGAUUCGACUUGGUUCUCGUGGAGACUCGUACUACGAGUACUUGAUCAAGCAGUGGUUGCAGACAGGACGUUCCGAGAAGGUGUAUAGGGACAUGUACGAUAACGCACUGCGCGGUAUAAAGCGGCUUCUUACUAAGCCGUCGGUGCAUUCCAAACCUCCGCUUAUGUUUACUGUCGAGCUUGCACCGAGGAUGCGAGCUACGGACGGACGACCGUACAUGCAACUCGUACCUAAGCAGGACCACCUUGUGUGCUUCCUGGGUGGAGCCAUGAUGCUAGGCUCAACUUGCACAAAGGACAUCUUUGGCGAGACUACCAAACGGCCUCUCCCACCGAUCUCAGAUGUUAGCAGAGGCGACGAGACGGAUAAAGAAGACUGGAGACUCGGGCACGAACUGGUGCGAACAUGCAUGGACACCUACAGCAAAACCAAGACUGGACUCUCUCCCGAGAUUGCAUUCUUCAAGACUCGAUCCGAGGUCAACGCCACGGAGGCGCAGAGGAUCGCUGCGAACCGUGCACCUCUGCGGCGCAAUGUGGAUUGGUACAUCAAAAAGCCACCUGCUUCCUACUCGGGAAGGCCAAACCCGCUCAUCGAUGCACGAAACAUUCUGCGACCCGAGACGGUGGAAUCGCUCUUCAUCGCAUUCUCGCUCACCGGCGAUGAGAUCUAUCGGGAGUGGGGAUGGCAGAUCUUUCAAGCCUUCGAAAAGCAUUGCAAGGUCGAGAGCGGAGGAUACUCAAGUAUCGACGACGUCGAUGCAAAACAUCCGCAAAAGAUGGACAAGAUGGAAACGUUUUGGCUCAGCGAAACGCUUAAGUAUCUCUAUCUGCUGUUUUCCGAUCGCGAUGCUCUGCCAUUGAACAAGUGGGUGCUGAAUACUGAGGCACAUCCUCUGCCUGUUUUCAAGCCUCAUUUCCCAACAGGAUUCGAGUAA
Molecule: messenger RNA, 2046 nt
Organism: Ustilago hordei
Lineage: Eukaryota; Fungi; Basidiomycota; Ustilaginomycetes; Ustilaginales; Ustilaginaceae
Exons: 1
Coding region: 1-2046 (681 amino acids)
Biological process (GO): N-glycan processing; carbohydrate metabolic process
Cellular component (GO): membrane; endoplasmic reticulum
Molecular function (GO): calcium ion binding; mannosyl-oligosaccharide 1,2-alpha-mannosidase activity
Source: RefSeq, a predicted model, not a curated record